AUGUGGUUGAUGUUAUUUACACAUUAUCUGUUUGGUUAUGUUGGAACGGCAAUUUGUUCAAUCGGACUCGUAUUAGCCUUAUGUUCUGUUUACAUUUUCACGCGCCGACAGAUGCGCAGUGCUGUAGCGACGUAUCUCGCAGGUUUAAGUAUAAGUGACAGUUGUCUAUUAUCACUGGGCCUUGUGAUCGCAAUUAACUCGUCGAUUCCUCCCGAAAAGCAAAGCGAACUGUUCUACUCGUCACAUUUACAUAAAUAUCUAUUCCCUUACGUCUACGCUUGUAUCAUAUGGUUUCAAUUUACAAGUGUUUGGGUUACAAUUGGUUUCGCUGUUGAUCGAUGGUUUGCUAUAAAAUGGCCCAUGUUACAUUACACUUAUAGCUCUAAACGAGCAUGUUAUAUUGUUUUAACUAUUUAUUGUCUCGGUUUAAUUUAUUCAUUACCGCGAUUCUUCGAAUAUAAAACAGAAGUACAACGUGAAAAAUUAAUUCUUCUCGAGAAUGUCACGGAAGAUAUUGAACAUUUAGUCAUUACCAAUAAAGUUUUGGAAAAUCGCACUUAUCAAUAUAUUGUACAUCUUCUUCUCUACAGUCUUUUCCAAAGUAUUUUACCAUUAUUGAUGUUAUCUUACUUCAAUGUCGAACUCAUUCGAAGUAUCAAUGCUAGUUCGAAUUUCCUGAAACGUUUUACAUCGCUGUAUGUUCAAACGACGCGCAUAGGACGUGAAACACAUACUCCACGCUAUCGUGAAGGAACAAUCACACGUUCAGUAAUUUGUCUGAUCGGACUAUUUACAUUAUGUCAAGUACCUGCCUCCAUUCUCCACUAUAUUUAUAUGUUUUAUCGAAAUCAUCCAAUCCUUUACAUUUGUUAUGACAUUUCCAAUUUUCUAAUCCUUGUAAAUAGUGCCGUGAACUUCUUUAUUUUCACAUACUGUAAUCGCAAAUUCCGUCGAGAAUUAGCACGUGUUUGCUUCCGCGCUCGCGGUCCUCGAAAUAUGAUGCUACGCACAUCAAGUCACCAAUCACUUCGUCGAACAAAUUCCUACAUGAGAACGCCAGCGCAUAGUUCACACAAUUUACAACAACUUGAUAUGACCCAGACCAAUUCGUGGGAAUAUCACCGACCAAAUAGUCGAUUUAUCUCUCAGACAGAUCAAGGCAUGAGCAGUGAAUGCAUGCAUCCGCUACAAAAAAAGUUUUCCGACGUUUCAAUCCAAUCACAAUAUCAUCUUCAUCCGUUUUAUAAACGUUCAGAUUCAAUGCUUAGCAUUCGAGCAUCAAAUAUGCAUAAUAAUAAUAAUAACAAUAGUAAUCAAACACAACGUCAGGGUAGAUUUUCUCUAUGUGAUUUGAAUGAUCAACAAUCGAAUCAUUUUCCGUAUAUAAAUGAUGAACAUGACCUUCGACUGCCAGUGAUUAAACCGAGCCGAACUCCGAAAAAACGUUUACUAUUUCGACGAAAAAAACAUUCAUUAACUGGCUCGUCCAAUGCCUCCAAUCAGCCUUCAGAAAAUAAAACAAAUAAACGUUCAAAAAAGAAAACUAAAUCAACAUUUUCAUACAAUCCAAUAACGUCAUCGUCAUCGACGACAACAACAUCGAAUUUGACACGUUCGACAAUCUAUACGACUUGUUCAGAAAGUUCAGGACAUGCAGAUCAACACAAAUCAACUCGACCAACCAGUAGUCAACGAUCCAAAUCCAGACAUUUUUUUCGUAAAUAA
Messenger RNA from Adineta ricciae, 1725 nucleotides. The record is from the annotation of a GenBank genome assembly. Lineage: Eukaryota; Metazoa; Rotifera; Eurotatoria; Adinetida; Adinetidae.